Messenger RNA from Guyanagaster necrorhizus, 657 nucleotides. RefSeq names its product NGG1p interacting factor 3. The annotation marks the transcript as partial. The record is from RefSeq and is a predicted model, not a curated record. NCBI's taxonomy places the organism in Eukaryota, Fungi, Basidiomycota, Agaricomycetes, Agaricales, Physalacriaceae. Gene Ontology annotation, cellular component: mitochondrion; cytoplasm. The transcript is spliced from 3 exons.
GUUGAAUCCGUGAUGAUUGACUCGUGUCUUACGGGCGUCGCCAGAGUCCCCUUCGCACAAACUACAAGGCAUCAAUCGCGUCCUACUCACCAUCGAGUACGUUCUCGACAGCAUCUUGUUCAAUUCUCAACGUUCUCCAGCCUCACUCCCUCGGUCGUCGAGGAAUCCAUCACACUCAAGGCUCCGGUCAUCGUCUCGUACCAUCCGCCAAUAUUUAAGCCUCUUCAAUCACUGACCCUCACGAACCCUCUGCAAUCUUCUCUUCUCCGCUGCGCAGUUGAAGGCAUCUCGGUUUUCUCUCCACAUACGUCUUUGGACUCUGUCUGGGGAGGCGUGAAUGACUGGCUUGCCAAAGGGCUUGGUCCUGGCCAAAUCAGCGCCUUGGUAGGCGAGAAACUUGAUACGAGUGGGACGAGCGAGGGUGCGGAAGGACGGUUGGUCUUUCUAGAUGAACCAGUGUCGGUGAAAGAGCUGGUGGAUAGGGUGAAGUGGCAUCUUGGCUUAUCGCAGGUUCAAGUAGCAUAUCCCUCCGCCGUACUUAGUGACAUUCGUACGGUGGCGAUAUGCGCUGGGUCAGGAGGAUCGAUGCUUGUUGGACGCGAUGCGGAUGUUUAUUUCACUGGGGAGAUGUCGCAUCAUGAAGUAUUAGCAUCAGUC